Hyalella azteca is the source of this 2301-nucleotide messenger RNA. RefSeq lists its product as uncharacterized. The record is from RefSeq and is a predicted model, not a curated record. Gene Ontology annotation, molecular function: hexosyltransferase activity. The transcript is spliced from 3 exons. NCBI's taxonomy places the organism in Eukaryota, Metazoa, Arthropoda, Malacostraca, Amphipoda, Hyalellidae. Bases 737 to 2257 code for a protein of 506 amino acids. Gene Ontology annotation, cellular component: membrane.
UGCCUGCAAUUAAUGUUCAUGAUUUUAGCUUGAGGUAACCAAUGCUGUUAACCCACCUUGAAAAAUGUAUGCUGCUGACUCCAAUGCUUUUCUUAUACCAAUGAGUUUGCUUGUUAUAAGCAAAAUAUUGAUUUUGAAAUAUUUAAUCCAAAGAUAUAAAAACUUGACUAGUUUCAAUUCCCAUUGCUCUUCAUUACUAUAAUGCAAGUUAUGUCUUGCCAACAUUGGUGGUUUGAAAUUGCCGCAUGUACAAUAGUGCCUCUUAUGUGCUGCAAUUUGUAUUUCAACAGUCACUUGUUCCACUGAUCUGUUCUGCUGAGCCACGACAGAUUCCAUGAACCUGGGACAAUAGGCUCCUUUUGUGUAAUUUUUAAUUGCUUCAGGUCCAUGCCCAUUUUCUUUCUUGCUUGUAUUGUGGCUAUCUUUUCAUACUUUGUAAAAAUUGUAUGUUUCUAGUAGGUAGAUCUUUAGGAUGAAACACUAAGAAUUAUUUUAGGAUAAAAACCACUCUGCCAUUCCUUCAUUAGAGAGCGUCACACGCCUUUCAGUCCUACCCCAUUCUGCCAUUUCUUCAUUGGAAAGCGCUAAGAUUUUAUUUUUUAUCCAUUGAAAGAAAUUGUAAUGGGCAGAGUAAUAAAAAUUAACUUCGGAACCAUCAGCUCAUUAGUGCAUUUUUUUCCAUUUGUCAUGUCUUGCUCUACCACUUCACAACCGGAAUGCAACUAUUUGCCAGGCGAUGCUUGGCAGGCUGCGGUCAAGUCGGCCGCUGCUGCUCGUGGCUGUGGUCGUCUGCAUUAUCCUGUACAUGGCGGGACAUCGUCUGAGCAGCGUCUCUAUUGAGCCUCCCAGUUUCUUCCCGUGGACCGCCGCCAGUGACCGCAACGUGUCAGCUUACGUGUCUACAGCAAGGCAAACGUCGUUGUUGACGCCCCGGGAGCGAUGCUCAGGAGACGAGUUCUUGGUGGUGGUGGUGCCAAGCAGUCCUGGCAACAGCCAACGGCGCAAAGCCAUCAGAAAUACUUACGGUCAGUGGAUCCGUCAAGUGGAUAGUGCGACGACCACACGGAAACUUUUGCAACUCAGUGAUGGAUGGAAUACACUUAACAAUGAGGAUGAAAAGUCGACUUACGUCGCGAGGAAGGAUUACCUCGACCAUCCGAGUCCGCUACUGACGAAUAGCAAAGUCUCAGCUGCUGGGGACGUGUCUCAAGGCAUGACUCGAGAGCUUUUCUCUCUUGAUGGUGAACAUGAUAUGAAGGACAACUCGCCUAUAUCUGCAAAGUCUGCUUCUGAUGAAACGAAGACAGCCACCACAGCUUCAGUGCAUCACACGCGCGGCCCUUUGGGGCCUCGUGUACAGCAUUCUACUUUUGCCGAACUCAAUCGUACCCUCAAAGGCAAACUCUUCUUCAUUUUGGGUCGGGAAAAUUCUGAGUCGGGCGUAAGUGCUUCGUUGAUGAACGAGCAAGAAGUGUACGGGGAUAUCAUAGUCGAAGAUUUCGUUGAUACAUACCAAAACUUGACUCUGAAGAGCCUUUUCAUGAUCAAGUACAUAACGAAUCAUUGUCCCGACGUCAAAUAUGUUGCUAAAGUGGACGAUGAUGUCUUUCUACACGUGCCAAAUUUACAAAGAACUUUAAUUACUAAAGACACUUCAGAAAAGCUCAUCCUGGGAUGUCUUUUCUGCUACGUUCGGCCUAUCCUGAACCCAACAAGCAAAUGGUUCUCACCUCGGUACAUGUAUCAAGGUGAUCAUUAUCCUAAUUACGUAUCAGGCACCUCCUACGUUUUGUCAGGCAACGUGUUGACUCCGCUUCUUGCAGCCGCGAUCCACACGCCGCUCUUCCACCUCGAGGACGUAUUUAUCACGGGCAUUUUAGCCAGAAUGAUCGGGGUCAAGCCUCGGGACAGUAUGGAUUUCUCUUACCAAACUCGACCGACAAAUCCUUGUCUCUACCAGACCGCUUCUAUGGGGCAUGAAAUGGAGCCUCUGCAGAUGUACAAGUUGUGGAAUAUGUUACAUUUACGCGGCAUGACCAGCUCGUGCAAGCCUUUCACCGCCGCGGAAACACGCGGCUACAUGCCCUCCAAGUGCGAUGCAAACAUUAUUCACAAUGAAAGCGUGUUAUUAUGUAUGUAUAUAUGCAUUAUCAUUACAACAUCAAACUUAUGUAUGCGUUAUUGUUCAGAAGUCAAGCUUAUGUAUGCAAUGUCGUUACGACAUCAAGCAUAUUUGGCAGGGUGGCCUAGCGGUUAAAGUUCAGAGUAUCAGGAUUUGCGCAGGGAGGCGCGGGUUCGAUC